Fraxinus pennsylvanica is the source of this 603-nucleotide messenger RNA. Lineage: Eukaryota; Viridiplantae; Streptophyta; Magnoliopsida; Lamiales; Oleaceae. The record is from the annotation of a GenBank genome assembly.
AUGAUCUACGAAAAUGGCGAUUUUGAAGCUGACCUUCAGCUUCUUGAAUCAAUACAAAAACACUUGCUUGAUGACUCUCAAACUCCGAUAAGAUUCUCCGGUGAAAAUUAUUCAGAUGACAUGUUUCUGUAUGGUGGAGGCAAUGAUGCUGCAAGUGUAGGGUGGUUUCCAGCUAUCUCCACCACUUCUACGGCGGUGCCAGCCGAAAGGGUUGGGGAGAUGAAUAUGGAGAGGGUGGAGCCGUCGACGGAGGUGCCUAGGGUGAAGAAUUAUAGAGGUGUUAGGAGGCGGCCGUGGGGAAAAUUUGCAGCGGAGAUAAGGGACCCGUCAAAAAAUGGGUCCCGAGUAUGGCUAGGUACAUAUGAGACGGCGGAGGAUGCUGCAUUGGCCUAUGACAGGGCAGCGUAUCGUAUUCGUGGUUCGCGUGCAUUGCUGAACUUUCCGCAUAGGAUAAAUUCUGGCGAGCCGGAGCCCAUCCGUGUUACAUUGAAGAGGACUUCAAUGUCGCCGGAUCAGAUUUCGUAUUCCAGUUCAUCGGAAAAUAGGGCACCUAAGAAGCGGAAGAAGGUGGUUGCGCCACCGGUGGUGCAAAAUGGGUGCUGA